Messenger RNA from Drechmeria coniospora, 2814 nucleotides. RefSeq lists its product as uncharacterized. Bases 1 to 2814 code for a protein of 937 amino acids. Gene Ontology annotation, cellular component: cytoplasm; nucleus; transcription factor TFIIK complex. The transcript has 8 exons. The record is from RefSeq and is a predicted model, not a curated record. Gene Ontology annotation, biological process: regulation of transcription by RNA polymerase II; regulation of cyclin-dependent protein serine/threonine kinase activity. Lineage: Eukaryota; Fungi; Ascomycota; Sordariomycetes; Hypocreales; Ophiocordycipitaceae. Gene Ontology annotation, molecular function: cyclin-dependent protein serine/threonine kinase regulator activity; protein binding.
AUGGCCUUCAUCAAAAAGAUUGACCGCGCCCGUCAGUGGGCCGGCGAGAAGAUGGGCGCCGACAAGACGGCCCAGUCGGACGAGUUUCAGAGGCUCGAGGCCGAGAUGACCUCGCGCCAGGCCGGAACCGAGAGCCUCCAAAGGUCGGCCGCCGUCUACGUCAAAUGGGCCUCCCGCCAGUGCGAGGCGCAGGAGGACAAGAGCCGCAACGCCCCCUGCGCCCUUCUCGGCCGGUCCAUGACGUCGCACGCCAGCGACUUCGACGCCGGCUCGACCUCGACCUUUUCCGACUGCCUCGCCCACGCCGGACGCGCCAACGAGCGUGUCGCCGAGCUGCACGCCAGCUACGUCGACCAGGUCACCUCGGGCUGGCUCGAUCACCUCGACCGGGCGGUGGCCAUGAUGAAGGAGUACCAGGGGGCCCGCAAGAAGCUCGAGGGCCGGCGUCUCGCCUACGACACCAGCAUGGCGAGGAUGCAAAAGGCGAAGCGCGACGAUUUCCGCGUCGAGGAGGAGAUGCGCGUGUGCAAGACCAAGUUUGACGACUCGACCGAGGACGUCCUCCGACGGAUGCAGGACAUCAAGGACGCCGAGGUCGACAACGUCGCCGCCCUCCAAUCCCUUCUCGACUUCGAGCUGGCCUACCACGAGCGCGCCGCCGAGGAGCUGCGGAGCGCCCGCCGGCUCGUCUCCGGCGCGAGCGCGUCCAUGCCCCCGCCGCAGGAUGACCUGCACGUCUCCCGCACCCGCUCCGGCACCGGCCGCUCGUCGCACUCGACGAACCAGCCGGCGGCCGCAGCCGACGUCGACGACGCCGCCCCGACACCCCAACAACUCGCCGUCCGUCGCCCGCCCGGCGUCUCGGUCCUGCCGGCGGCCCCCCUCCCCCUCGGCUCCCGAGGCCACCGGGGCGCCUCGGCCGGCCCGCGCGUGCCGGCCUUUGCCAGGAACCCAUCCGACACGGCCGCGUCCGGAGGCGGAGGCAGGGGCGAGGAUGUCUUUUCCGACGACGAGUCGGUGGGCAGCGACGGCGCCAGCACCGGCUGGGGCCACCACAGCGCCAGCUCCAACACGAGCCACGACAGCGUCGCUCGGGUCGCCGGCGGAUCCGCGCGGAAGAAGGCGCCGCCGCCGCCGCCGCCGCCCGUCAACAGGUCCACCAAGCCGCCGCCGCCGCCGGUGCCCCCUCGCCUCGCCUCGACGCUUCCGUUCGUCGUCGGAACGCUCCCUUGCCUUGGUGAGCCUGGCCGCGACACAAACGCCGGCCGUGGCAACCAAGGCCACGGGGGUGCCUGCCGCGACCCCCUUGUGCCUCCCUGGACGACGGGGAUGAAAGAGGCGCGUGACGCUCCGCUCGUCGAUGCCGCCAUGCCGUGCGUGGCUCCUGGUCGUGCGGCAUCACCCCGGCGGGCGCCCCUCUCCGUGCACGAGCGUGCCUGUGCUCUCGGUUCACGCAUCUGCUCCUCGGACAGGCGUUCGUCCAGCCGUGACGACGGCGAGGUGACCGACUGUCGAAGACGUCAGGGAUGGGCCACGAGCGGGCGUGCCAUCGUACUCGUAGUCAACGGGACGCUCGAGGCCCGAGGCACCUGGCUCUCCGUCACUUGCCGCACCCCAAAACCACCUGCUCUGCUCCUUGCACGUGCGGUGCAUCGCGAGCUUCGGCAGAGCCAGCAAUCGCCUGGCCCUUCUUGUAUCUCCCCUCUCUCACCCAUCGCCACCCGCACCGGACGCCUUCCAGCGCGCAGUGUCGUCAUGGUCACGGAGGAUAAGCGGUACCGGCAAUCAAGCCAGUUCCGCCUCUGGUCCUUUUCGCCUUCGAGCCUUCAAGAGCUGCGAGACAAGACAAACUCGCUGGCGAAGCAGCAGAUCGCCAGCCGGCUGAGCCCGUCGUCCGAGUUCCUGACGCCCGACGAGGAGGCGCGGCUGGUCAAGUUCUUUACCAUCGAGCUCAUACGGGCCGCCCAGUUCUGCGAGUUCCCGACCGAAAUCCGCGCGACGGCCGCCAUGUUCCUGCGCCGCUUCUACGUCACGAACUCGGUCAUGACCUACCCGCCCACCGAGCUGCUCAAGACGUCGCUCUUCUUCGGCAGCAAGGCCGAAGGCUUCUACAUCCGCCUGGCCAAGCUGGCCGAGAUGUUUCCCAACACGACGAGCGAGCAGAUACUGGCGGGCGAGUUCCUGCUCUGCCAAGGCAUCCGCUUCGCCUUUGACGUCCGCCACCCGUUCCGCGCCCUCGAGGGUGCCGUCCUCGAGCUCAGGAGGAGGAGGCCCGAGGAGGAGGCCCGCAUCGUCAAGGCGCACGCGCGGGCGAGGGAGAUUCUCAAGUUCAGCGCCCUCGUGACGGACGUCUACUUUCACUUCACGCCGAGCCAGAUCAUGAUGGCCGCCCUCCUCAUGGUCGACUCCGGCCUCGUCGACAUCCUGCUGCCCAACCCGGCCGCCGCCGCCGACGGGGAGCAGCGGAGCGGAGCCGGCGAGGCGGCCGAGAUGCGCGAGAAGAUACUGACGACGGUGGAGAGCUGCCGCGCCAUGCUCGAGGAUGAGCCGCCCGAAAGGAUGGUUGACUAUUGGGGAACGGCCGAGAUUGUAAAGUCGAUGAAGCCGCUUCGCAAGAAGCUGCAGCGUUGCCGUGAUCCGGACCGCGCCGACCUGGUCGCCCUCCAGCGGGCGAGGCGCGAGCAGGUGACGGCCAAGCUGAAGACCGCAAGCGCGUCGACGGACUCGAUGGUCAUUCCCGAUGUCGAUUCCCGGGAUGUGAAGCGGCGAAAGGUCGAAGGCGGCGACGACGUGUUUGGGCCUCCGCUCGGCUGA